AUGGGGAGGUCUCCUUGUUGUGAUGAGAAUGGCCUCAAGAAGGGCCCCUGGACUCCUGAAGAAGAUGAGAAGCUCAUGGGCUACAUUCAGAAACAUGGCCAUGGAAGCUGGAGAGUCUUACCUAAACUUGCUGGCCUGAACAGAUGUGGUAAGAGCUGCAGGUUAAGAUGGACCAACUAUCUGAAACCAGACAUCAAGAGAGGGAGUUUCUCACGUGAGGAAGAACAAACCAUCCUCCAGCUACACUCCAUCCUUGGCAACAAGUGGUCAGCUAUUGCAAAGCAUCUCCCUGGUCGUACAGAUAACGAGAUCAAGAAUUUCUGGAACACCCACCUCAGGAAGAAACUCAUCAAGAUGGGCAUUGAUCCAAUGACCCACCGCCCAAGAACCGACCUCAUUCAAUCCCUCCCACAGCUCAUUGCACUUGCCAGCCUCCGCCAGAUCAUCGAGCAACGACCAUGGGAUGGCCAUAUUGAGGGGUUGCAGACUGUGGCAGUUCAGGCUGCCAAGCUCGAAUACAUGCAAUCACUUCUACAUUCUGCAGUAUCCAUUGUGACCAGCCCCACGAACAGCAGCAACCGCCUAAACACCUGCACCACCGAACUGGAGCAGACCAACCUCCUGAGCCCUCCACAAGUGCCUUCUUCAAGUGUCCAUGAAUUAGCUGGGCAGGUGCCUCACAGCCACAUGCCUAGCACUUCAUUUGACCAGCAAAUUGGCAAAACCAACCUGUUCUCAAAUAACAUCAUGAAUGGCAAUGAGUGGUGCAGCAUCGAGGCAGAGAACAGUAGCCAGAAAAGCUUGUUGGUCCCUGAAAACUCACUCCCACCACUCACUGACAUGCCGGUGCCCAACUUUUGUAAUACUAUCAGCACACCAAACUGUGAUGGCAGCAAUAGUAUUCUAUUGCCCAGUUGGUCUGAAAUCCUACUUGAUGAAGAACUCAUGGAUGAGUUUGCCUGAAUUGUCCACUACCUUCUGUUUGCCUUUCUUUUCCUUCUCUUUCCACUUUU
Messenger RNA from Oryza brachyantha (malo sina), 1013 nucleotides. Its product is annotated as transcription factor MYB93-like. The record is from RefSeq and is a predicted model, not a curated record. NCBI's taxonomy places the organism in Eukaryota, Viridiplantae, Streptophyta, Magnoliopsida, Poales, Poaceae. The transcript has 3 exons. The coding region runs from base 1 to 963 and encodes 320 amino acids.